Molecule: messenger RNA, 243 nt
Organism: Eubalaena glacialis (North Atlantic right whale)
Lineage: Eukaryota; Metazoa; Chordata; Mammalia; Artiodactyla; Balaenidae
Product: beta-defensin 104A-like
Exons: 2
Coding region: 1-243 (80 amino acids)
Source: RefSeq, a predicted model, not a curated record
AUGAGGGUCCUUAUCCUUCUCUUAACCACUUUUCUUCUGCUCUACCAAGGUCCUCCAGUAAGAAGUGACCUCGAUGCAGACAGGAUAUGCGGCUACGGGACUUCUCGCUGCCGGAGGAAUUGUAAAAGACCAGAAUUCAGAACUGGAAAAUGCCCCAACACCUAUCCGUGCUGUUUGGAAAAGUGGACCGUCAACUCAUUGAAUCCAGUGAAAGACAGAAAUCCAGUGGAGCCUGGUCCCUAG